Messenger RNA from Gastrolobium bilobum, 366 nucleotides. Its product is annotated as mavicyanin. The record is from RefSeq and is a predicted model, not a curated record. The transcript is spliced from 2 exons. Gene Ontology annotation, cellular component: plasma membrane. Lineage: Eukaryota; Viridiplantae; Streptophyta; Magnoliopsida; Fabales; Fabaceae. The coding region runs from base 16 to 366 and encodes 116 amino acids. Gene Ontology annotation, molecular function: electron transfer activity.
UUUUCCAGUAUAAUCAUGUUCUACCUUUGCCUCUCGGCUUGCAUUUACUUGCUCUAUGCAAAGGGAGAAAUCUUCAUUGUUGGUGACGGCUAUGGUUGGGAUGACCUCUAUGAUUUCAACAACUGGCCAGAUGGAAUAGAAUUCCACGUUGGUGAUGUACUAGUGUUCAACUAUGAAAGGGGCCUACACAAUGUACUGCAAGUGGAUUAUACAGGUUAUGAGAAUUGCAUAAAGGACUCGUAUAUACGGCGUUUCAGUAGUGGCAAUGACUCAGUAAUUUUAAAGGAAGGCAGAGCAUGGUUCAUAUGUGGAAUAAAUGAUCACUGUGAAAAUGGGCAGAAGCUCGACAUCAAUGUAAUUCCUUAG